Mytilus californianus (California mussel) is the source of this 6535-nucleotide messenger RNA. RefSeq names its product hemicentin-2-like. The transcript is spliced from 12 exons. The record is from RefSeq and is a predicted model, not a curated record. Lineage: Eukaryota; Metazoa; Mollusca; Bivalvia; Mytilida; Mytilidae. The coding region runs from base 90 to 2591 and encodes 833 amino acids.
GAUGUCAGCAUUGAUACCCUUCAUGAAAAAAGCAACAGGACACACAUAGAUAGAUAGAACAAGACAAAAAUAGGUCAAUACAGUGUAAAAUGAUUUAUUCAGGCGUUUUAUUUUUGGAAGUUGUGGUAACACUUGCAGCUUCGCAGCCUAAAGUAGACGUGUACAGUAUAAGGCAAACCAAUGUUUGGCCACCUGGAUACAAUGUCAAACUGAUGGCUGAUGUUAAAACUCACGAUAACUCAACUGUAGUGAAAUGGAUAUUUCAAAGUCAGUUUUCAAACACAACUCGGUAUAUUGAUACAUCUGAAAAUCAUAAAAAGUACAGCGGAAGCACUCUCAGAUAUCCGUCUCUUUUGAUAUGGAACUUAACGUAUUCGGACUCAGGACAGUAUCGCUGCACUGCUAUACAUAUAGAUGGUACAACUGAGAGCCAGAAAGCUAUACAUGUAGUUGUUAAAGAUGUUCCAAUGGUAAAAAUUGAACAAACUGCAUACCAAGCCGCAUUUGGAAAAUCGGUCCAAAUGAAAUGUCAAAUUCGAUCUAUCCGUUGGCCUGUUUUGUCUGUGUUUUGGGAAAGACAUGUUAGCGGUGGUUCAUCAAUUCUCCAUAGCGGAUUGUCAGGCAUAUUGGGCGCAUCUAUUGAUCAUCCAUCCUUGACAAUAAACUAUGUAAGUGUUGCGGAUGCAGGGACGUACAAAUGCUGUGCUACAAACAAGAUUGGCAUCGGCAAGAGUAUUGAAGCAUAUCUGACAGUCAUAGGCGAUGUUCCUAUUGUAAGCCAAUCGUAUAGUACGUAUUUGGAAGUACUUUAUGGUACGACUGUUACAAUAAACAUUACUGUUGAAAGUGAACCAUCCUUGCUAGAAGUGUAUUGGACGUUCAAAACAAAUGACAAAGUGAUAAAAAUUAAACCAGGCACCGUUGGAAUGAACGGUGGUAACAUGAAUACCCCUUCACUGACAAUUUUGCAUCCAACAAAAUUCCAUAUUGGAAUCUAUAUCUGCUACGCUACGAAUCUUCUUGGGACAACGCAUAGUAAGAACAUACAUCUAAAUGUAAUUGGAGAUAUACCAAAUGCUGGUAUCAUUCAUGACGAAUAUUUAACUUAUUUUGGGAGCAAUAUUACUUUACACUGUCACGUAACGGGUACUCCUAAACCAACAGACGUCUACUGGGAAAGAAGUGUUAACAAUGGUUCAAAAAUUAUUAGAUCCGAUACAGCUGGAAUACAUGGCUCCACACUAGAAUCGCCGUCAUUGACAAUACUCUAUGUUACUACAUUGGAUACUGGAAUGUACAUGUGUCACGCUGUGAAUCUCGUUGGCAUUGGAAGAAGUCGUCAAAUAAAACUGCAAGUUGCAGGAGCAUUGCCAAACGUUAGCAUACGAAACGCUAUGUACAUAACAGUUUAUGGACAAAUGGUUACGUUGGAUUGUUCAAUCACAGCAGAUCCGCCUGCUACUAUGGUUUAUUGGAUUAAGAAUAAGAACGGUCUUAACUUCACAUUAUCUGUUGGGUCUAUAGGAGUACUUGGAUCUACUGUCGAAACGCCGUCAUUAACAAUUAACAAUCCAGCAAAAAGCGAUGCUGGUGUAUACUGGUGCAUUGCUAUUAAUGCUAUUGGACACGGAUCAAGUUUAUCCUUAUCUUUGAUAGUAAUUGGUGAUAUCCCACAAGUCUUAAUUGCAACAGAUUUGUAUUUUGCAAAUUAUGGAUAUGAACACACAAUGGAAUGUUUUGUGAAUGCCACCCCUGAACAUACAUACGUCAUUUGGAAACAUGAAGUGUCAGGAGUUGUACGGACAAUAAAUGAAGCAACAACUGGUGUCCAAGGUGCUUCGGUAGAUGUACCAUCGUUGACGAUCACUACAGUUACAACAUCUGAUAUUGGUUUCUACACAUGUAUGGCAAAGAACUACGUUGGUAUUGGAAGCAGUCAACCGAUAGAGCUUUUGGUUAAUGGAGGAAUCCCAGAAGUCUUCAUUGGUUUACCUAAAUACACAAUCAAGCGAGGAGAGGGAGUAACACUACUUUGUACAGUCAAAGCCAACCCUAAGCAUGUUUUAGUCUAUUGGAAAAAAAUAUUUGAAGACAGUAGUGUUAUCUUGAAACAAGGAGCUACGGGUAUUGAUGGCAUAACUAUAGUCACACCUUCCUUAACUUUGAGAACAACUGACAUAUCAGAUUCAGGAGAGUAUACAUGUUAUGCUACUAACGAGAUAGGAACAGGAAGGAGCAGAUCAAUUAUACUUACGGUUUAUAAAGAAGACAACACAGAUCUGAAGAAUGAGGUUCCUGGUUCUGAUUCUAAAGAUAAUGAGACAUGGAACAUAGUUUCUAAAGUUUUUGGAGUCAUCGCUGCUGUUGCUGUAGUAGUUGGUACAAUUGUUGCUAUCGUAGCACUGAUAAGAAAAUGUAGACAACACAAUAGUCGUAGCCGCUUAGCUCACCAAUAUCUACGGGAUGUAGCAAGGAAUGGUGAAUCAGACAUUGAGACAUCACGAGGUGUGUCUUGUGAUGAAAAUGAAGAAACAGACUCUACACAAAUACACAACAUAACUGAUUGUGUAACUGACGAUUCGUGUAUUUAAAUUUUGAAACCAAUUGUCUUCAUCGACAGGUAAAUUAAUACAGCAUGCAGUGUGUAGACUUAUUCAUUUCACAAACAUAAAUGUAAUUAUUAAUAUUUCCAUACAUCUUCAUUCGUGUAUGUAUUGAGGAAAGCUGAUAUCUAUUUGUUGACACCCAAACAUAGGAUGCAAUUACUAUUGUAAGACUUAUGUUAAGAGCUUCUUCCAGGAACACAAAAACAAACAACACGACAAAUAAGGCGUCGAAACUCAGUUGGUGAUCUUCGGGAUUUAGACAAAAAAGUACCUGCACCCAGGAAAAGUAUUGCAGAUAAAGUUUUAGAGGCCCUGUCUAGUCCUGAUGUGAUUAAUAAAAUUGUACCCAUUCUUGCUGAAAAAAUAUGUGAAUCUUUUUCCUCAAUGAUUGAAGAGGAGGUUAAAAAAUGUGUUGAUCAGCAAGUAAAACCGAUAGCUGAAUUAGUCGAACAUCAUGGCAAAAGGCUUGACACUGACAAUAUAAGGAUUAGUAGACUGUAUUCUAAUGUCAAAAAAGUUAACGAGGAUGUAAAAAGUAACACCAUCAUAGUUAAUGAACUUGGUACAGAAGUUGGUUCUCUCUUCAAAAGAAUUGUAGAACUGGAAACCAGAUAAGAAAACCAAGAACAAUAUUCACGCCGAACAAGUUUGCGUUUUCAUAACAUCCGCGUGCCUAUCGACCAAAACGGUAAAAUCCCUCACCCUAUUAACACUGAUGUUUUGAUACUACAUGUCUGCAAUUCAAAACUAGGCCUGGAUCUAACUAUUAACGAUAUUGGGCGUAGUCAUGUUAUACAAUGUUAUAGGAAAUGUAAAAAACGGUAAAUCGCAGGUUAUUGUAAGAUUCUUGUCAUAUCACACAAGACGCAGGGUUUAUACAAACAAAAAAGCCUUAAAGGGUGAUGCAGAUGGCAUAUUCAUAACUGAGAACUUAACACAAUAUAAAACUUGUCUUACACAAAAGCUAGCCGACCGCAAGUACAAUCAUAACAUUUUCGCAUACUGGACAUCCGAUGGUCGCAUAUUUGCCAAAACAACAGAGAAAAGCACCAAAAAACCGUAUCACAACCUAUGACGACAUAACAGCUCUUGAUACAACCACAGACGGUGACAAUCAACAAAAAUGUCCACAUUCAUCCCAAGGUACCACCAUCAAGAACAGUGAUGAGAACCAAAAUAAUGGCGCAUAAUAAUAGAUAAAAAAAACCCCAAAAAUAUUAAGAUGGUGUAAAUAUGUGUCUAUGACAGUUGUUACUUGUUUCUCUAAAUAUCUCUUAUGUACAUUAAAAUUGCUUCAUGUGUUAUUAAUAUUGCUAGCAAAUAAAUCUGGUAUAAUUUAAUUGUAUCAAAAAGUUUAAAACAGUUAAAACAUCUGAAUAAAUUCAUAAACUCAUGUUACAAGUAUACAAUAUACUGCUUUCAAAUAUUACAAUUGAGUUUAUCAUAGUUGUAAGAAAUCAAUUUCAAGUCAUGCUAUCAGAUGUUAUAUGUAUAUUUCAUACAUGUGCAGCUACGGAACACCCCUGCUUAUAUAUUUAAAAGCUUUGACCAAAAAUCCAAAAUCAAAAGCUACAUAAAAAAAGAUUGUUAUAGAUAAUAACAAAGUAGUGAACAGUUGUGUAUAAAAAAAAAUCCCGCAAUUUAAAUUUUGUUGUGAAAUAAUUUUCCCAUUCUAUGACUCGAAAAUGCUUUCCAACAGUUUAUUAUUUUUUACAAUGUACUUUUAUUUUCUUUGUGUAUAUAUCUUUAAUCCAUGUAUGACUUUGGAUGUUGAUGUGUGUGAUCUACUAUUUUUUUGUAACCUGAAUGGCAACCUGUCUUAUAGAUUGUUUUUGUUUGGUGUACUUUUGCCUAAUGGGUAAUUGUAUUGAACAAUACAGGGUAGCCAUAUGGUUAUUCAAUUCAUGUAAAUUUCAUUUUUCCGGAUCAGAUAAUUUUUGUUACAAAGGAGAACCUUUUUUGGAAAUUCUACUUACCAAUUGUCGUAGUUCAUUUCUCGUCGUCUCCUUGUCGCUUCUUCAGAGCCUUGAUCCAAAUAUAAAUGUUUUAUUCCUUCUAUUUGUGUUACACUUCAUCCUUAUAAUUGGAAGUGUUGAACAAAAUCCCGGUCCAAAUGAACAUGAAAACGUUUUUUCUCGUGAAACUGAUAACUCCAUAUCAAUAUGCAAUAUUAACAUUCGUAGUUUACGAAAUAAGAUUGAGUUCAUUCAAAAUUUUGCAGAAGAGUUUGAUAUUGUAACAGUCACUGAAACACACUUAGAUCCAAAUAUAAAUAACGAAGAAUUAAUGAUAGAUUCAUUUUCACAAAAUAUAUUCCGUAAAGAUCGUAAUAAUGCCGGAUGAGGCUUACUCAUUUAUACAAAAGAUGAUAUAUCAGUCACCAGAAAAGGUGUACUCGAAAACCACAUUGACGAAACUAUCUGGGUGGAGAUCAGAGGUAAAGGUCAAACUUUUUUAUUAUGUUGUACUUAUCGACCGGAAUGGUCAGGUGUUGAAUAUUGGACACGACUAAAUCAUGCUAUUGAACUUGGUUAUCAGUUUACAGAAAACAUUGUGAUUUCUGGAGACUUGAAUUCCGAUUUAUUUUCUUAUAAUAAUAAUAAGUUAUAUGAUACGAUUCAUCAAUUUAAUUUAAAAAACGUAAUUAAUAAACGUACAAGGGUAACUGAUCACAGUAGUACUUUGCUUGAUCCGAUCAUAUUAAGUGAUGCUAUACAAUUUUUUUUCUGAUGUAGUGAAUGUACCUGCUGAUAUCAGUGAUCACGAUGCCUCUGUUAUUUUUUUACAAUGUCCAAAGUCCGUAACAAAGUCGUUUAAACGGGAAAUAUGGUUGUAUGAAAAAACAGAUGUUGAUAAGUUUUCAAAUAUGUUGAAUGCAGUUCAAUGGAAUGAGCUCUUUUCCAAUGUUGAGGAAGUAGACGAAAUGGUCACUAUAUUCACUGAAAAAAUCCUCAACAUUGCAAGAGAGAGCAUUCCAACCAAAAUAGUAACUAUACGUGGCAAUGACAAACACUGGUUUAACAGUAAUAUCAGAAAAGCAAUUCGAAUAAGGGAUAGAUUACGAAAAAAAAUCAAUUAAAUCUAAAAAAGAAACGGAUAUUAAUAAAUAUAAGAAACAAAGGAAUAAAGUGAAUAAUAUGAAGAAAGAAGCGAAAGAAAAUUUUGAGAAAAACUUAGAAAAUAUUAUACUAGGUAACGCUUCCGAUUCUAAGACUGGUUGGAAAAUUAUGAAGAUGCUGAUUAAGCCAAAUAGAGGUUCUAAUAACAUACCCCCAUUAAAAAAUAUUCUUAAUGAUGAACGUUUCGAGGAGUUCGGCGAUGGAGACGACGAAAAAUGCGACAUUCUUAAUAAGUAUUUUUGUUUUAUUUCAUCGCUAGCAGAAGUUGAUGCUCAAUACCCGAUUUCGACAAAAAAACUAACAAUUUAUUGAAUGAUAUAAUGAUUAGUACUAGUGAAAUUGUUGACAUUAUAAAAACUAUAAAUCCUAAAAAAGCAUCAGGACCGGAUGUCAUUAGUCAUAAGAUGCUUUAAAUUUGUCCCGAAAAAAUUGCAGUUCCAUUAUGUAUAAUAUUUAAUAAAUCCUUGCAGUAGUGCAAGUAUCCAUCCAGCUGGAAAAUUGCAAAUGUUAUAGCCUUAUUUAAAAAGGGGGAUAGUUCAUUACCUUCCAAUUAUAGACCUAUAUCACUCAUAAGUUGCAUAGGCAAAGUCAUGGAACGUGUUAUAUAUAAAUAUGUUUACAACCACUUACAAAGAAAUAAGUUAAUUUAUGAGUAUCAAUCGGGUUUUCUUCCUAAAUGUUCAACGGUUCACCAACUGUUAGAAAUAUAUAAUUGCAUAUUGAACUCACUUGAAAAGAAAGAGAUAAAUUGUUUUGUUUUUUGCGAUUUCUCCAAAGCCUUUGAUAAAGUUUGGCAUGAUGGUUUAUUAC